GAGCAAGGUUGUAGCAAGAAUUGUUGUGAGGAAGAGAAUCGGAUUUGCUGCUUCUGGAUUUGGAGUCAAGGGAGCUGGCAGCGUACUGCUGGCAUUUCUGGCAGCUGUCAGCUUUCGUGGCAUGCACGAAACACUGGCAGCAAGUGUUGCAAAUUUGGGCGACAAUUCGACGUCGCACCUAAUUGCAGUCAGAAACGGAACAACAGCAUCUGUAACAGCAAUGCUCGAUAGCAAUCAAUUGGCUAUUGAGGAGAGCACAACCGAAACGCAAACUUUGGACACCUGGAGUGAGCGACCCGAUACGGCAACUUUGACAAAAGGCUUCUCGAUACCCACGUAUUUGCCACCUUAUCCGGAUUUCAUAGCUGCUGAUUUGCCACAACGGACACAAACAACGUCGACGAUGACGAUGACGAUGACGAUGGCAACAAUGAUGCACAACAGAACGCCCACUGGCAUCGGCAAUGAUACCAGCCCGAUGCAAUCGAAUCUUAGUCAGCAACAGCAACCGCAUAUGCGACUCCAUGCGUACGACAGUGAGCUGAAGGCUCAGCAGCUGCAACGCGAGAAGCAGCUGGCUUUGGAACGGGAACAGCUGCCCAGACGACAGCUCAGUUUGCCAUCGAGAAAUGUAACGGUGCAGGCGGGCCAACAUGCGUAUCUGCCCUGUCGGUUGCAUCAGCACUCGAAUAAACCGCUCUCCUGGAUCAGAUUACGGGAUGAACAUAUCAUAGCCGUCGAUCACACCACCUUCAUCAAUGAUGCACGUUUUGCUGCCCUGCUCCAAUCAUCGUCAAACAUUAGCAGCCCACUAUUGGAGAGCAACAACGCAAGCAGUGGCAAUGGCAGCAGCACCAGCACCAGCAGCAGCAACAGCCUCAGCUGGACUCUGCUCAUCAAAUAUGUCAGCCUACAGGAUGUCGGCUGGUAUGAGUGCCAGCUGGCAACCGAGCCAAAGAUGAGCGCCAAAGUGCAGCUGUUUGUGAUAACACCAAAAACGGAAUUAAUAGGCGACAAGCAACGCUUUGUAAAGGCUGGCAGCCGAGUGGAAUUGCAUUGCAUUGUGCGUGGCACGUUGGAGGCACCGAAAUACAUUGUCUGGUAUCGGGGCGAACAGCAAGUGGCCUCAGAAAACGAGGCUGGCGGCAUUGAGAAUGGCUGGUAUACACAAAUUGAUCGUAAUAUAUUCGGCAGCACAGAGCACAAUCGGAAUACGAUUGGCAGUUUAGUCAUUCCUGUGGUGCGUAAAACCCAUUCGGGGAACUACACCUGCGAGCCGGAAAAUAGCGAUGCGGUUUCCAUUCAAUUACAUGUGCUCAGUGGGGAGUAUUCGGCAUCUGCAAUCAUGUCUACGGCUGCUGGCUUAUAUAGACACGAUCAUGGCUAUAACAGUCUCCAUCAGUGGCUCAUCUUUCUGCUGGUCGCUUUACACAAGACAUGAUUUGUCGUUACUUCCAUUACUUUUUAUAAUAUAAGAUUACUUUGUAGGUAAAUUUCCACACAUUUCAAAUUUCAAAUGGUUUUUCACAUAAUUAUAGCACCGUAUUUUAUACCAUUUCUAUAUAUAAUAAGUAUCUC
This is a messenger RNA of Drosophila grimshawi, 1578 nucleotides long. RefSeq lists its product as uncharacterized. The record is from RefSeq and is a predicted model, not a curated record. Lineage: Eukaryota; Metazoa; Arthropoda; Insecta; Diptera; Drosophilidae. Gene Ontology annotation, biological process: synapse organization. The transcript has 6 exons. Gene Ontology annotation, cellular component: neuron projection membrane. Bases 122 to 1441 code for a protein of 439 amino acids.